CACCUCAGUCAACACACUAGUCGCCCAACUGACCACCGUCACUCCUCGCGUGGUCAUCGAGCUGGCGUGGUCUGGAGUUGACCAUCAAAAGGACCGGUGGCUACUGGGGAAGGCUGCCUAGGCUGUGGGCCAGUAUGUUGUGCUUAUUGGUACUUCUGUGCACUUUUUGUCACCUCUUAAGCGGCUCUGUCGUCAACUUGCCCGAGUCCAGUCCUAGCGCUGGUUACUAUGGCUACGCCAGUAGGAUUGGAGCGGGCGCCGACGUAUUGCUUGACGUAGUCAGCGGUAAGACGUCGAACAGGAUCGACAGCGUUAACGCCGGUUCCUUCGUACGACUACGGGCAACCCUAAAGCGCACGAGAGGACACCAAGGUCUCCGCAUGACAAACUGCACUGCCUACGAAUCAAGGGAAAAAAUGAGGAGAGUUUCUAUAACGGACCUAGACGGGUUUGGAUAUCUUCUUUAAAUCUGUCUAUCCCGC
Lingula anatina is the source of this 482-nucleotide messenger RNA. RefSeq lists its product as uncharacterized. Lineage: Eukaryota; Metazoa; Brachiopoda; Lingulata; Lingulida; Lingulidae. The record is from RefSeq and is a predicted model, not a curated record.